Molecule: messenger RNA, 3616 nt
Organism: Monodelphis domestica (gray short-tailed opossum)
Lineage: Eukaryota; Metazoa; Chordata; Mammalia; Didelphimorphia; Didelphidae
Gene: TOP3A
Product: DNA topoisomerase III alpha
Biological process (GO): DNA recombination; DNA topological change; DNA repair
Cellular component (GO): nucleus; RecQ family helicase-topoisomerase III complex; chromosome
Molecular function (GO): DNA binding; zinc ion binding; DNA topoisomerase type I (single strand cut, ATP-independent) activity
Source: RefSeq, a predicted model, not a curated record
GGGAAUGGUAGUUCUCAUGCGAGGAGCCACGGGAAGUUGAGCGUUGUGGGUUAGUUUUGCCGGGCGGGAAAAAGCUCCUGCCGGACCCAGCCACUGAGGCUUCUGGGCGGCUGCGGCUGUGCCGUCAGCAUGAGUGGUUGGUACUUGUCCGGGCGAAUUUAAUUCGUCUUUCUCGGAGCUUAGGAGUCGACGUGGUGGUGUCUAGGGAGUGGGCGUGAGGGGGCAAGACAGUGUCUCCUGAGACCAGCUUUGGGGCCAGGGUAGGGGCAAGGACCAUGAGCUGGGGCCGGGGUUGCGGACCCGCUGCCUCGGCAUGAUUUUUCCGAUUGUCGGCUUAUGCCUCCGCGCCGCCCGAGUGCUGCCAGGACUGUGGGGCCGCCCCCUGUCCCAGGACGCCAUGGAAGUGGCCUUCCGAGGCAGCCGCCGAGUCCUCUGUGUGGCCGAGAAGAACGACGCAGCCAAAGGCAUCGCCGACCUUCUCUCUGGCAGCAGAAUGCGAAGGAGAGAAGGAUUAUCCAAAUUCAAUAAGAUCUAUGAGUUUGACUAUCAACUCUUUGGCCAGAAUGUAACCAUGGUGAUGACUUCUGUUUCUGGACAUUUGCUUGCUCAUGAUUUCCAGAUGCCAUUUCGAAAAUGGCAGAGCUGCAACCCUCUUGUACUCUUUGAAGCUCAAAUUGAAAAAUACUGCCCAGAGAACUUUGUGGAUAUCAAGAGAACUUUGGAGAAAGAGGUCCAACAAUGCCAGUCUCUGGUUAUCUGGACUGAUUGUGAUCGAGAGGGAGAGAACAUUGGGUUUGAAAUCAUCCAUGUAUGCAAAGCUGUGAAACCAAAUCUUCGAGUGUUUAGAGCCCGUUUCUCUGAAAUCACUGAACAUGCAGUCAAGACAGCCUGUCAGCACUUGACUGAACCUGAUCAGAGAGUGAGUGAUGCUGUGGAUGUCCGACAAGAAUUAGACCUGAGGAUAGGCGCUGCCUUCACGAGGUUCCAGACCUUAAGACUCCAGAAAAUCUUUCCAGAAGUGUUGGCGGAGCAACUCAUUAGUUAUGGGAGCUGUCAGUUCCCCACCUUGGGAUUUGUAGUAGAAAGGUUCAAAGCCAUCCAAGCGUUUGUGCCAGAGACCUUCCACAAGAUUAAAGUGACUCACGAGCAUGAAGAUGGGCUUGUGGACUUCAGCUGGAAAAGACAUCGGCUCUUUAACCACACAGCGUGCCUGGUCCUUUAUCAGAUGUGCAUGGAGGAUCCAGUAGCCACAGUAGUAGAAGUUGGAUCUAAGCCAAAGAGCAGAUGGAGGCCCCAGCCUUUGGAUACUGUGGAACUUGAGAAAUUGGCUUCUCGAAAGUUGAAGAUAAAUGCCAAAGAAACGAUGAAAAUUGCUGAAAAACUCUAUACUCAGGGGUAUAUCAGCUAUCCUCGAACUGAGACAAAUAUUUUCCCCAAAGACUUAAACCUGACAGCUUUGGUGCAACAGCAGAUACAUGACCAACAAUGGGGAGCCUUUGCUCAGAGAAUUCUAGAUAGGGGUGGCCCGACCCCACGUAAUGGGAAAAAAUCUGAUCAAGCUCAUCCUCCCAUUCACCCCACCAAAUACACUUGUAACCUGCAGGGAAAUGAACAACGACUGUAUGAGUUUAUUGUGCGUCAUUUCCUAGCUUGUUGCUCUGAGGAUGCUCAGGGACAGGAAACAACUGUGGAGAUUGAUAUUGCUCAAGAACGCUUCGUUGCUCACGGUCUCAUGAUUCUGGCCAAAAACUAUCUGGAAGUUUAUCUAUAUGACAGAUGGAGUGACAAGAUCAUUCCUGUCUAUGAGAAAGGCUCCCGUUUCCAGCCAACCACAGUGGAAAUGGUGGAUGGUGAGACCAGCCCACCCCAGCUCCUCACCGAAGCAGAUCUCAUUGCCCUCAUGGAGAAGCACGGCAUCGGGACGGAUGCAACUCAUGCAGAACACAUAGAAACCAUCAAAUCACGGAUGUAUGUAGGACUCACCCCCGACAAACGAUUCCUCCCUGGACAUUUGGGCAUGGGGCUGGUGGAAGGUUAUGAUUCCAUGGGCUAUGAGAUGUCUAAGCCUGACCUCCGGGCUGAGUUAGAAGCUGACCUGAAACUUAUUUGUGAGGGGAAAAAGGAUAAGCACGUGGUCCUGAGGCAGCAGAUCCAGAAAUAUAAGCAAGUUUUCAUCGAAGCCGUGGCCCAUGCCAACAAGUUGGAUGAAGCGUUGUCUCAGUAUUUUGGGGAAAUGGCUACCGCAGUCAGGCAAGAGGAAAUCUACCCGGCAAUGCCAGAGACGAUCCGGAAAUGUCCACAGUGCCACAGAGACAUGGUGCUCAAGCGGAGGAAGAACGGCGGGUUCUACCUCAGCUGCCUGGGCUAUCCCGACUGCCGAAAAGCUGUCUGGUUUCCAGAUUUUGUUCUAGAAGCCAGUAAGGACGGGAGUGUGUGUCCAGUCUGCAAACCACAUCCUGUCUACAGGUUGAAGUUGAAGUUUAAGCGAGGAAGCAUCCCUCCCGCCAUGCCCCUGGAGCUUGUUGGCUGUGUCGGGGGUUGUGACGAGAGCCUGGUGCGGAUCCUGGACCUGCGACAUUCCAGCGGCCCCUCCAGAGCGCCGCAGCCUGGGGGCCGGCCCACCCACCAUUUACAGACCAACCAGUCACUGAACAGGAUGGGCCACGCCCAGGGCGGCUACUCCGUGUCUCCCCAGGACAGACAAACGGGUCCCCCUAAUCUCUCAGCCGGGACGCGUGCGCCCCAAGCAGCGGCCAGCGAGAAUCACAACACUGUGGUGUGUAACUGUGGCCAGGAGGCGCUGCUGCUCACCGUCCGCAAGGAAGGGCCCAACCAGGGCAGGCUCUUCUACAAGUGCCACGCGGGCAGCUGCAACUUCUUCCUGUGGGCUGACGUUCAGCAGAGAUCGGAAACGGCCCCUCCCCGAGCGGCUCCCGGGCCCCUGCAGAGGCCCGACGGCUUUGGCGACCAGGGCGGCGGCGGCGGGGCCACGUGCCUGUGCAGCCAGCCCGCCGUCACCCGCACGGUGCAGAAGGAGGGGCCCAACAAGGGGCGGCAGUUCCACACGUGCUCCAAACCCCGGGAGCAGCAGUGCGGCUUUUUCCAGUGGGCCGACGAAAACGUGGCACCAGGAGCGUCUGGAGCAGCCGGCUCUGGGCCCAGAGGCCCGGCCCGAGAGGCAGAGGCCAGGAGCAAACGGCCUAGAAAUCCCUCGAACCCGGAGCCCGGCCCCAAGAAGGUGCGCAAGUGCAGCCUCUGCCACCAGCCUGGACACAACCGCACCUCCUGCCCCCAGGGCCGAUGACCAGCACCUGCUCGGCUUCCGGGAGGAGCAGCCCUGCGGCGCGGGGACCCCCUGCGAGACCCCCGCCUGGGGGCCGCCUCUGGGGACGCGUGCGGGGGCCUGCCUGCGGCCCGGCCGUCUCGAGGCUCCCCCAGAAGCGAGCCUGGGCCUGCGAGCUCCCGCGCGCUGCCCUUCCCAACAGGGCGCUCCUGGACAUGCGGGGAGACGGGGGUCGGCUUGGAGGGCCGCUGGCCGUCCUGCACGUGUGUCUUGUGCUCCGGGCUGGCCGUGGGCCCACGUGUGCCUUAAUAAAGGGAAUUCCAGCCCCCCCCA